ACUCUGCCUCUUUAAACUUGUGGCCAAGGUGUGAGCUUUGAGCUUUGGGAGAGACAGAGAGAGAGCCUUUUGAGUUUGAGGAGCCAACAAAGUUGACAAACCCCAAGAACGUAUUUAUGAUAUCUGUUUCUUAUCAAAUUUCCCAUAUCAAAUUUCUAUUAUAUAGUUUGUUUGUUUGUUUGAUUGUUUAUAUUAUUAUUCUUUGUCUUCUCGAAUCUCCCCAACAAACGCCUACCCAACCAAACAUAACCCACUUUUAUCUCUCUCUAAUCCUUUUUCCUGUUCCUAGUCCUUCCCCUCAUUAUUGACUUUGUGACUGGCCUCAACCAGAGUGUGAGUUUGAUAUCAGCGUUUCUUUGAUAAAUCCCAAAUCACCAACACAAGUAGAUUUUGGUGAAUUGCUGCUUUAGUUUGUUGUAUAUGGCUUUUUGAUUAGAUGUGAGGUUAGCAUGUGUGCUAUCUUAUAUGUGUUAGUUGGGUAGAAAUAUGAGAGUAGUCGAAGGGGCUAAUCAUGCGAACACUUUGUGACUCUUGUGAAAGCGCAGCUGCAAUUGUAUUUUGCGCUGCGGACGAGGCUGCUCUUUGCCCUGCCUGUGAUGAGAAGGUCCACAUGUGCAAUAAGCUUGCUAGCCGACAUGUACGGGUUGGUCUUGCAACUCCCAGUGAAGUUCCCCGGUGUGAUAUCUGUGAAAAUGCACCUGCUUUCUUUUAUUGCGAGAUAGAUGGAAGUUCCCUUUGUUUGCAAUGUGAUAUGGUUGUUCAUGUUGGAGGCAAAAGAACACAUGGAAGAUAUCUUGUACUUAGGCAGAGAGUUGAGUUUCCAGGAGAUAAACCUGGUAAUGUUGAUGACCCGGCUUCCCAACCCAUUGAUCCGGGUGAGACCAGAAGAGUACAACAUCAGCCACCUAGAAUGACAAUAGGAGAGAACCAGCAAAAACACAGAGCGUCUCCUAUUCGUAUAUCAGAUGCCAAUGCUGAUGGGCAUGUAAAGAUGGAUACUAAAUUGAUUGAUUUGAACAUGAAGCCUCAUCGGAUGCAUGAACAAGCUUCAAAUAAAGAGGACUAAUGCAACAUAUCCGGAAGCAUCGGCUCCUGCAGAUUACUUCACCAGUUGCCUGAAGGGUGUUUCAUCAUAUGCUUCGGUUAUCUGCUGCUUCAAGUGGAGCUUUUAAGUAGGCAUAUGAUCAUUAAGGUUUGAAGAGUGUUCCCCAUUAUGUAGUUUAGUUGUGCAGGAUAUAUAGUUGGAAAGCAUCCAUAACUUGCUUCAAAAGCAAAAUAUCAUUAUUUUGUUUUGUUUGUUUUGGAAUUUUUGCAAGUACUCGUACAAAAAUGAAAACUCUCUUGUAAUGGCACUAAAAAAUUUGAGAAUUUUAUUUUUUUCAUAAAGUACAUGCUGAAUUCUUAGGAACUC
Molecule: messenger RNA, 1411 nt
Organism: Prunus dulcis (almond)
Lineage: Eukaryota; Viridiplantae; Streptophyta; Magnoliopsida; Rosales; Rosaceae
Product: B-box zinc finger protein 18-like
Exons: 5
Coding region: 512-1066 (184 amino acids)
Biological process (GO): regulation of DNA-templated transcription; photomorphogenesis
Cellular component (GO): nucleus
Molecular function (GO): zinc ion binding
Source: RefSeq, a predicted model, not a curated record